ACAACUGAUCAGAUCAUCAGAGAGCAAAAGCAAAGAAAAAGAAAAAAUGGGAAACAGAGUUCUGGGCUUUGGGGUUCUUCUGCUUGUGAUGUGGUAUGGAGUUUCAGUGGCUGUGGGGUACACUGGAGACCCAGAUGAAGAUUGGGGGAGAAAGAAGGAAGAGAGAGAAGGGAGGCCAGGAAGUGGUGACAUGAGGAGGCCAGAGUAUGAGAAACCAGAAUCAGAAAAAGAAGAUUGGUAUUUGCUGCCACACUCAAGGCAAGUAGUGAAAACUGAAGCAGGGGAGAUGAGUGUUGUGAUGAGGGUGGGAGGGAGAGUUGUUGAUAAGCCAAUGCAUAUUGGGUUUAUUACAAUGGAGCCCAAGUCCCUCUUCAUCCCUCAGUAUCUUGACUCAAACCUCGUCCUCUUUGUCCGCAGAGGGGAAGCAAAGGUGGGUUUGAUUUACAGAGAUGAACUGGGGGAGAGGAGAUUGAAAUCUGGGGAUGUUUAUAGAAUUCCAGCUGGUUCUCCAUUUUACUUGGUGAAUACAGGGGAAGGACAGAGGCUUCAUAUCAUCUGCAGCCUUGACACAUCUGAGAGCUUGGGGCUUGGUUCUAUGCAGUCUUUCUUCAUUGGUGGAGGAAGCAACCCACAAUCUGUACUUGCUGGAUUUGACCAUGACAUACUCACAAAUGCCUUCAAUGUCUCAUCAUCAGAACUAAUGGAGGUGUUAACAAGUCAGCAAAAGGGUCCAAUUGUGUAUUUGAGUGAUUCUCAUUCACCAAACCUCUGGGCAAAAUUCCUCCAGCUGAAAGAGCAAGACAGGCUCCAAGAAAUGAAGAAAAUGGUUGACUUCCAACAAGAACCUGAUCAUCAUCAAGACCAAACACAAACAUGGUCAUGGAGGAAGCUCUUGAACUCGGUGUUUGGAGCCGGUUCAGAUGACAAUAAGAAGAGGGCAGAAGACUAUGACAAGGGAAAAGGAAAAGCACCACACUCUUACAACCUCUACGAUCGAAAACCCGACUUCCGAAACAACUACGGAUGGAGCAUGGAGCUUGACGAAUCGGAUUAUGCGCCAUUGAAAGACUCCGGCGUAGGUGUCUACCUUGUCAACCUCACCGCAGGGGCUAUGAUGGCUCCGCAUGUGAACCCGACAGCAACAGAGUACGGCAUUGUGUUGAGAGGCUCUGGGACAAUACAGAUUGUGUUCCCAAAUGGGACAUCGGCAAUGAACACCAAUGUACAAGACGGUGAUGUGUUUUGGGUGCCGAGGUACUUCCCAUUCUGUCAAAUUGCAUCAAGAAGCGGGGCGCUUGAGUUCUUUGGAUUCACAACCUCGGCAAGGAAGAACAGGCCUCAGUUUUUGGCUGGUGCUAGCUCUGUUCUUCAGACAAUCAGAGGACCUGAGCUUGCAGCUGCUUUCGGUGUGAGUGAGGAUCGGUUGAGAAAGUUUAUUGAUGCUCAGCGCGAGGCGGUGAUCUUGCCUUCGGCACAAGCAGCACCGCCAUACAAGGAGGACAGGCAGCAACCAAGGGAGGAAGAUGAGAAGAAACAGCCAAGGGAGGGAGAUGAGAGGAAGCAACCAAAGGGGGAUGACAGGGGGACAUUUGAGAGGGUGCCAGAAGUGAUCAAGAGUUUUGGAACUGACAUGUUUAUGGGUUUUGAUUAA
Molecule: messenger RNA, 1651 nt
Organism: Prunus dulcis (almond)
Lineage: Eukaryota; Viridiplantae; Streptophyta; Magnoliopsida; Rosales; Rosaceae
Product: vicilin-like seed storage protein At2g28490
Exons: 4
Coding region: 47-1651 (534 amino acids)
Source: RefSeq, a predicted model, not a curated record